CGUACAUUCGUACCGUACUUCCGGGCAUGCGAGGUGAAGUUUGACCUGAGCCUGAAGUGAAAACAGCACUGAAAGUUCCAUGAAACGUGUCGGUUUGUAGACAAAACUAAUUGUAAGAUCUGAGGGUCGAGUUAUUGAAGUCAAUACUACUUGAAUCGUUAAAUUCACCUCUUAAUUGACAUUCACAGCGGCCUGUGUUGGCCACAAAUGUGCAGUGUCGUUGAUCGUUGGAGUCAGUAACCUGAGUCAGUAAUCAGCGGAACAGCCGACCAGAAAGGGCCUGAACCUUCAGGACAGAGGGGGAGUCAGAGACUGGUACUUCUGAGUAAAGAAAGCUUCGUGGCGUGUCGCGUCGAUCGAAUUUUAGGUGAUCUUUGGUGGUCUUCUCAGCAAUGAUCCUUCAGCGAGUUUUGUAUUCACUUGCCCUGGUGGGAAUAUUUCAUUUGGUCACGGGGAGGCGCUCUUCUACCGGGAGCAGUAAAGUAGAUUCUUCUGAUCCAGCUGAACUGUGGCCUGGACACCUUGAACCGUUAGGAGCAAAGGCUGUCCAAAGAGCUAUACCUGUUAUAGAAGGUUUCCUGUCUCCGAAGACAUUCUAUGUGGACCAUGUCUUGGGAUCAUUGCCAGUGGUCUUCCGGAACGGGGCCAAACUAUCUCCUGCCUUCAAGUCCUGGUCCGACACUAACCUGAGACUCAGACCAGAGGCCGAGACGACCAUCAUUGAUGUGGAGAUAAGGAAGAAAGAGGAUCGGAAGCAGCCUACCCAACGGAUGAAGUUUACGGAGUUCCUGGAGCGGUAUCAGACAGAGGAUGAGUAUAUGGUGGAUACAUUGCCCAAGUUCCUCAGGAAAGAUGUUGUUAUUCCUCCACCUCUGGUUUGUGAUGAAAUACUACAAAGAAUAUCAGAUGUGGUUAUGUGGUUCAGCAGCGGUGGUACCAAGUCUCAUCUUCACAAUGACGAUACAGACAACAUCAACUGCCUAUUCAGUGGUCAGAAAGAUAUCCUCUUCCUUAACUACACACAGUAUCGCCAUCAGUUUCACUUUGAUCAUCCUGAUGGAAGUUAUUCCAGUGUUGAUGUGGACAGCGUAGACAUGAUCAAAUAUCCUGGAUUGAGGAAUGUUGAAUUCUACAAAGCAAAACUAUUUCCAGGUGAUUGCAUCUAUAUUCCUUAUAAAUGGAUUCAUCAGGUGAACUCAAUCGGCCGUAAUAUUGCGGUUAAUGUUUGGUUUGACCAUUCCUGUGAAACUGUCCCUAGUCCAGAGAUCUGUGGACCCACUGACCGGAGGUUGACCAUAGCGGAUGUAGAGCUGGAUGUCGAGAGACCUUUGGGAUUUGAAGAAGACUUUGAAGAGGAUCAACCUUCAGCAGUUGAGAUGUUAAUUGACACUCUGAAAGAUGAGGAGAUACAAUUAUUUACUCAACAAGAUUUUACUGCUCUAUUACAGAAGAAAUUAACAAUGUUAAGUGAUCUGAGAUGGAAUGAAGAGUGCGAUGCCCUCUCAAGAGAAGCAUUUGAAUUAUUGGACUUGACAGAAGAUGGCUUACUCGAUAAAGAGGAUCUUUCAAAACUGCAAGAUACGGAUGAGAUAUUCACUUUCCAGUUGGAAUCCAAACUAUUUAUGCUUUCCGAUAUAGCACAUGAACAGGAAGUACAAGAGAGGCUGAGAAAGAUGGAAAAGACAAAGAAGCCGCCAUUAUCAGACGAUCCAAACGUUUUCGUCCAGCAAGUAGAACCUCUCAAUCUAGAUGACAUAGAUUGGGGAGACGAUGGAAAGAAAGAUGGAAAGAAAAUGGAUGAAAAGAAAACAGGUCAAACAAGGGAAGACAAGAAAGCAGAAGAUAUACGGAAGGAGGAAGAGUUGACCGAUCAUGGAGUCGAUAAUCCAGAAGAUAUUGAUGAUGAUUCAGGCGUGAGUGUGAAAGUUGAACUUUAGAUAUGGACAUUGUUAAAGACCUGCUGAUGUAUGGUAUCUGGAUGGAACCAAAUCAAAAGGAAUAAAAUUCCAAAUAUUGUCAUUCACAUACAAAAUCAUGAGGCUAUCCAGAAAGGUCUGCAAUACUUACCAACAACUAAAGCAUUACAAGCCAAGAGGGUUUCUCAAUGAAUAUCCCACUUCCUAAAAUAGAAAUACAUGUCUGAUUCUAAGCAUCCAUACUAUUAUCGUAAAUAUCUUUUCAUUUGUUAUUCAAGCCUGAACAAAGGAAUAUUGGUGUAUAUGUACAGAUCUGAAAUAAAAUGUGCAUUGUAUACUAAUUGCCACUAGUUUAGUUGAGAGUAGGGAUUUUUUGGAUGUGCAUGUUGACAAAAUAGACUGCUACAUAUACAUCUCAAGGCAUUGCACAUGUGCCAUGUUGUCUCACUUGUUCAUUUUCACAAUCAGGACAAUAAAAAUUGUGAUUCUUACAUUGUCCCAAAUGUAGGACAAGGUGCACUUGGAUCAUUGGUAAAGGUUCAAGUGGCUCAUGAACAGCUUUAUAAAAAAAUCUUGCGGGUGUAUGUUUCAUAAAGCUUUCAUAAGCUACAAGCCACUUAAAUAGGGACUGGUGACCAUUUCUGAGGAGAUAAAUCAACACCAAAAUUGGUGUAUAUUGGUGGGAAUGUGGUGGUCUAGUGGUUAAGACUCGCAUCAUUCAAUCUGAGGGACAUGGGUUUGAUUCCCAGCCAUGGCAUUUUUUCU
Molecule: messenger RNA, 2681 nt
Organism: Lytechinus variegatus (green sea urchin)
Lineage: Eukaryota; Metazoa; Echinodermata; Echinoidea; Temnopleuroida; Toxopneustidae
Product: bifunctional peptidase and arginyl-hydroxylase JMJD5-like
Exons: 12
Coding region: 393-1937 (514 amino acids)
Molecular function (GO): 2-oxoglutarate-dependent dioxygenase activity
Source: RefSeq, a predicted model, not a curated record